AUGGAGCGGGCUGCGUCUGGGGCAAAGUCGCUCUUUCCCCAAGGGCCCAGCUUCACCCUCGACGAUUUCUCCAACCAGGACUUUGUGGUCCGCGAAUUUGUCGACAACCUCGCCGAGAACGCUGUACCUGCCAAUCGAAGGUCUGGCCCGUCACAGCCUGCCUUCGACCCAAAGCCGCUCAUUCGAACGUUUGAGAACGCCCUUUCGCAGCUUGGAUCGCUGUCCGAGGAACUCCAGGAGAAGGAAUCGGAACUUCAGUCUAACGUGCGACGAGCCGAAUCCCAGCAUGACCAGACCCUCGAUACCCUCGGCAGAAAGCUCGACCAGUCCAUGGCGUCCUUCGAGGCGCUCGAUCUGUCCCUAAAUAACCCCGCGACGAACGGCGACCGAAGCGCGAGGCAAGAAGCAGGAGGCAACAUCGCCGUACAGAUUGGAGAGAAGCUCGAAGAAUUGGACAGGAAACGAAGACGUGCCCAGGACGCCAACUUCCUCAUCCAAUGUUGGCUCGAGGUCAGCGAGACCGGCCAGCUGACGUCGCUGGAAGAGAUCCAGAGACAGGGCGGCGCUGAGAACAAGGUGCGAUGUGCCGUCAUUUCUCGCCAGCUCAUGCGCAUCAGCCAGCGCUUGGAUCCGGCAUCAUGGGGUCAGACAAACGGGACGAAUGGAUUCCGCGGGAACGGCGUAACCAAUGGCGUCACGGGAACGAGCCGCGCUCAUAAUACACGCGAGUUGUUGGAGAAGUUCUCAGAAUCACUCGAGCAGGAGCUCCUGAAGCAGUUCAACAAUAGCUACAGGCGCCAAAACUUCGACGAUAUGAUGGAGUGCUCAAAGGUGCUCUACGACUUCAACGGCGGUGCCAGCGUCAUUGCUACGUUCGUCAACCAGCACCAGUUCUUUAUCGACAGGGAUCAACUACUCUCGGACGAGGUGAUGAUGGAUGGAGAGACGUGGGAACAGAUUGCCGACCCAGAUUCAGACCCACCCGGGGUCGAGGCAAGUCUGCAGUCUCUCGUUGACGAAGUCAAGCUGGUCAUGCAGGAGGAAUCCUUCAUCAUCAAGAGGGCUUUCCCAUACUACGAGACGGUCUUGAUCAAGUUCAUCCAGAGAGUGUUCCAGCAGUCCAUUCAGCAACGACUCGAAAUGGUUCUGGACAAAGCCAACGAGGUCUCAUCCCUGGCCUUCUUGAGAUCGCUGCACUCUUCGAGGACAUACAUCAGCAGUCUUAUCGAGGAUCUCAAGACUCAUGGUCUGACAGAGCACCCAGAGCCAGCCUCUCCACAAAUUUCUCAAACGCUAGACCAACAGAUGGAAGAACUUUUUGUUCCUUACCUUGUGGGCAAUUCGUACAUUGACCGCGAGAGAAAGAGUCUCGAGGAACUGUACAGUUCGUUGCUCUUCAAGUUCACAACCUACCACUCCAAGAGAAAGAAGGCGCCUACGGGUUUCAUGGCAUCCUUGGCGCAACAGAGUUCGCAGCUCUUGUCGUCAGCCAAGGACGCAUACCUUGAGCGUCUCGAUUCGUCUGAAUUGACGGCCACACAGAAGGCUAUGAUGCUUCGUGUUGCGGGAAUUCAAGGCGACAACGAAAACAAGGAAGAAGUAGAGGUGUCGGAGGAGGAUGGUGUUCUUAGCGUGGCAAACGCAAAGAGAAUGAUGAAGUGGCUUGCCGAGUCUGUUCGAAGGACCCUUGAGCUCGGCUCUCAAGUCGAGACACCCAAGGAUGUGAACGUACUACUCAACCUGCUGCUCACGACCAUGGGCCGCGUCUAUGUCGAGACCGCUCUCGACGCAGCCUUGGACGCCGCGAGCUCCCAGGAGAACAUCAAGACGGAGCCAGAUCUUACAUAUCUCCCCUCCAUUCGCCCUGCGGUUACUAUCACCAGUAUCAUGGAGCGCUUCAUCACCACUGUCCUUAUCAAGCUGGCUGAGUCAAACACGACCGUCCGUCGUAAUAUGUCAGCGCAGACAAAAUCUGCCAUCGACGGUAUCGAGCGCAAGACCAACGCCGUCAUGCGUAGCUCCAUCGACGUCGUUACCAACUGGGUCACCCGUUCGCUUGCGAACCAAAAGAAGUUCGACUUCCGUCCACGAGACGGGGAUAUCGACUCCCUGCAAACCCCAACCUGUCUGCAAAUCAGUCAAUUCCUUUCCAGCGUGUCUCGUCACGCCUCUCAGGCUGUUGACGGCCAGAACUUGGAGGUCUGGAGCUCCGAGGUUGCCCUUGCCGUGCUGGCUCUGCUCUUUGACCACUUCAAGAAAUUCCAGGUUAACGCCACCGGAGGUCUCAUGGUCGCGCAGGAUCUAUCAAAGUACGUCUCCACCAUCAAGGAGUGGUCCCUUGCCGCCGAUGUCGAGGCCUCGGUCGAGCUCCUCACCGACAUUGGAUCGCUGUUCAUCAUUGGACCGGAGGCUCUCAAAGAAAAGUCCCGCACGCUCGCCACCGGACCCUCCGGUAUGGGCAAGAAGCUCUCCAAGGCCGACUUCAAGGCCUUUGUCCAGCGGCGCGAAGAUGCCAGUAGUGUUGGUAUCCAGAGCGUUAUCGCUGGGCUUUAA
Messenger RNA from Colletotrichum chrysophilum, 2553 nucleotides. RefSeq lists its product as uncharacterized. Bases 1 to 2553 code for a protein of 850 amino acids. Gene Ontology annotation, cellular component: exocyst; cytoplasm. NCBI's taxonomy places the organism in Eukaryota, Fungi, Ascomycota, Sordariomycetes, Glomerellales, Glomerellaceae. The record is from RefSeq and is a predicted model, not a curated record. Gene Ontology annotation, biological process: Golgi to plasma membrane transport; exocytosis. The transcript is spliced from 2 exons.